Cloeon dipterum is the source of this 3256-nucleotide messenger RNA. RefSeq lists its product as uncharacterized. Bases 1906 to 2712 code for a protein of 268 amino acids. The transcript is spliced from 6 exons. The record is from RefSeq and is a predicted model, not a curated record. Lineage: Eukaryota; Metazoa; Arthropoda; Insecta; Ephemeroptera; Baetidae.
CAGCAGGUCAACAUUAAAAUUAACCUGCUAUAUUUUUUAUAUAGAUCGAAAACUCUACUAUAACUAAUCAUAGCCAAUAUAAAGUACAAUCAAUUAAAGAGAGACUAAAUAUGCAUCGAGCAUGUGAACUGAUUAAGUGAUUGGCCAAUUUUUUGAGUCACCGACGCUUACCUUCAACGGUCGAUUUAAACCGCCCGCCGCACUUUCAUUGGCUCUCUGGUGGGGCGCGCGCUGAGCGCCCCCACCUCUCCCGACCAGCCACGAAGUAGCUGAGGGUUGAGGGCAUCGGGAAAGGUGGGGAAGUUCUGAGCCAGGUUAAAAAUAGGCAAAUAUUGGCGGUUAAACAUUCAAAUGUCGAGAGGAACCAUGAAACGAAACAAAUAAUGCCGAAAUGAAGUUAUAAUGCAUGAAAAUAGUUCAGUCUCAAUCAAUGGGCCUUGCCGGCGAGCGGGCCGCUGGGCCUGUGCGCGUGCGGCCCAGCAGAGCUGGCGAAUUACGGUCUGCUUGGCUAGCCUGCGCCUCUUGCCGGCGAGCGGCUGCCAUCUUGGCUUGGAAUCAUAUUUAACGGCAAUAAUAAUCAAUUAAUUCCACAGCGUUUGGGUUCUAACGCGGGCUCAAACUCAUUCCACACAACAGCGAAGCUUUAAUUAACAUAAUGCAUGUUGUUAUUCGGCCGCCUUCGCGCCUCAACACUCCAAAAAAUAACUAUCCGUUUCCCGCCUGCCAUGCAGCUACAGUCACCGCACUUCUGAGCGGGUUUUGAGGGAAAACAGGGGGCGGCGCGUGUUCGACCUCAAGGAAGGACUUCAGCUGUAAUUGUUCAAUCAUUUUGGCCGUUGGCACACUCAUCUUUCGCCCUUGAAGAUUACUUUAAUGACGUACUCUCCAGUCACACACAUUUACUCUGCGUGCACGUGGCCUUUCCCACGCGUCAAGCUCGCUAGAUGGCGUUGGAGUUUGCCAGACGCGGGAACCCAGGGCGUGCAUAUUGGCCGCCACCUCUCACAAAACUAAAAUUGGUUAAGCUUUUUGCUACGCUGAUUUGGUUGUUCAGCACGACAAAUUAAAUCUUUUUACGCCCAAAAAUGUUAAGGAGCGGAAUUAAACGCGAAAACGCAGUGGAAAUACAAUAAAAUUUAAAUUCAGCGGUGGCGCCAUCUAUUGGUGGCUUCGGGCACUAAGGACUCUCCCAAUAAACGACUUAAAUACAUAUAAUCAAAAUGGCCGACUCGAAUUUUUUUCCGAUUAUUUUAAAAUUAACCGGUUUUUUCAAUUGAAAUGUUUAUCAAAUUAAUCGAUUAUUUCCUUACAAAUCGACUAUUUUCGCAUUAAUUAUAUCUAAAAACGAUCAUAGACUCUUGCAAAUGACAUUAAAUCAAUCAACUUUUAAUAUUUAAAAACAGGUUUUAUACCGGUUUCAUCCCAAUCACUAACCGUGCCCGACCUUCCUCAACUGACCUGAAGGUGGCACGUGAGAUCGGGAGGGAAACAUCAGCUGAUCAAGUAUAAACAGUCUGGGUCAGCUUCUUUUCGAGUGUCGCGUGGUGUUUGAGUCAGCGUAAAACUAAUUUGUGUUUAAUGCACUUGGAGAAGUCGGAAAAUUCCGAAAAUGCCGUUUUACUGCACCUGUUACCACGAGGAUCCUGAUCUUGUGAGACGCAAUUUGGUGUGCCCAAAUCCAAAUUGCACGUUACUGAUGUAAAAAAAUCUUUAAUUGAAUUUUCACAAUUUUUGAAUUGAAAAUUAAUUUUUAGAAGGCAGGCUCCGCAAGGCCCGCGUUUUCACCGACCUGCUCAACAAGCACUGCCCUAUGCCAACCCGGCCUAUAACCAGGAUAAUGGAAAUCAAAAUUAUCCGGCUUUUCCGAGAAAUGUUCCAGUUCCCCCGAGACACAUCCAGCCUGGAAUGUUCCUUGUACCUGAAGUUCCUGCAGCCCCACAGAAUUUUAAUCCUUGUGCUCCUCCUGCCCCUCGUCGUGUGCGUGCACUUUAUAAUGUAGAGCCUGGCCGACCACCUGCACUCAUGGUCGGACAAAAUCGUCAGCAGAUGAACCGGCCUGCUGCUCGCCCGGAAUUCCAAAUUCCGCCUCCUGGGUUCGGGUACAUAGCGCCAAUAAUGAGUGAAAACUAUAGCUUUAACGCAUCACGUUGCUCUUGGUGCAAAUUGAAGUUUGGCGUUCUCACUUUCGAGAGGCUCACCCUUCAAAAUAAUAGGGCCGACGUUUGCGAGCUGUGCCUUGCGAGAACACAGAUGACAAUGGAAAGAAUUUUCGGACGCAUCGAAUUCGAUAAUAAUCGUAACAAUAAUUUCAGAAACAUAUUCGAUUUCACAGAGACAGGCAGAGUUCUUGGAUACAUGAAUGACAUGGUCCAAUGCAACCACUGCCCGAAAAAAAUACCGAGAGAAGAAAUAGUUCCUCACGUAAUUGACAUUCACAACGGCGGUGCCUUUUACAAAUGUCCUCGUAACUGCGAAAACUACUUCAGAAAUGAUCAGAUAUUGCAGCACUCCGAACAAUGCGUGCGCCAGUGUAUCAUCUGUGUCGCCAAUGGAAAUUUGAAUGCGCCACUAAAUCUCAUUAGUCACAUCAAAGCAGAACACUGGCAGUACGCUAUUUGUGGCAUCACCGGCUGCGACGGAGUUUCCACCGAGCCUGAUAGAAUGUUCAAUCACAUGAUGGAAAAUCAUGUCUGGAGACUUCAGCAUGUCUAAUUCGUCUGCUGCGGUUACAAAAGUUCCUAACCAACGAGUGAUUCGCAGCAAGAUUUUUUGUCAUUUUUCCAACGCAUGUUUUAGUCCUGAUUGACGAUGUACAUAUGACCGACCUAUCUGUGCAAUAUCAAUAUACAAACCGUAGUGGAACAUUGUAGAACUGUCUCAUGACUUUAAAUUCAACAUGAACUACCUAACAUUUAGAUUAAACCGGGAAUUUUAAUCUGUACAGCUAAUAUUGCAAGAAUAUUGAUUUGAGAUAGCGUUUAAGCGGCGGAAUUUUCGCCAGUCUUUUCAUCCCGCCCACUUUUAUGUCUCUCUGCAUCGCACGCUCGAGUAAGCUGAUCGGAGUGAAGUUAGCACUUGGAGAGGUAUAUGACAUGGCGAUAACUUCACUUUUUUCAGAUACCUCGAGCGCGCGAUGACAAUACCAGAAUCAACAAGUCAACUACAGGAUUGAAAGGUCAAUUCCAGGAUCAACAGUCGAUUCCAGGAUCGACCAGGAUCUUUCCGUGCAUUUGUCGUGUACCAGAAGAGCACUGGG